Bombus pyrosoma is the source of this 1515-nucleotide messenger RNA. RefSeq lists its product as uncharacterized. The transcript has 6 exons. Lineage: Eukaryota; Metazoa; Arthropoda; Insecta; Hymenoptera; Apidae. Bases 52 to 1506 code for a protein of 484 amino acids. The record is from RefSeq and is a predicted model, not a curated record.
UGUACUUUUGAAGGUAUCCUUGUUGCGAGACGCGCGAAUGCGCGCUCCCCGAUGUCGAACAUGAUCCUCAGAUGCUUCGCGAUCUAUUCUCUUCGAUUGAUUUUACUCGCAAACGUUGCGUUCGCGUCGCAAGCAAAGUGGAGUGUUUUGUCGUGGUUGUCGUCCAGUGUUUGCACUCUGAUCGUUUUUCCAUCGAACACGCAGCAAUGGUCGUUGCUCGGCUUGAAUCUCUGGCCGGGCCAAACCGUCGAGAAACCUUCCGAUGGAUUCGAUUUGAGCGGAAACCCAAUCUCCAGGGUUCUGAACUUCUUUCCCACCCCGGUGCAAGAGGAGUGUCUAUCGCAGGACAAACGACGACGGGGCAUAUGCAUGAACACGUACGAGUGUCGCAUUCAACGAGGAAAGUCGAAUGGACGGUGCGCGCUCGGUUUCGGCGUAUGCUGCAUAUUCACGACAACUUGCGAGCAGGAGGUGCAGAAUAAUCUGACCUACGUGAUCAGCCCUGGUUUCCCCAACCUCAUUGACUGGCCCAUGAACUGUUCAGUAGUCGUGCAGAAGAUCGAUAGGCAGGUCAGCCAGCUCAGGAUCGAUUUCGUCCAUUUCAACAUAGGUCAACCCAACCCCAGGACUGGCGUAUGUGACGAAGAUAUCAUGGAAAUCAGAAAUGGCAGGAGCGUGUUUCAAAUGUGCGGUUGGAACAGCGGUCAGCAUCUAUACAUAGACUUGGACGAGGACGAUCAGUCCCUGACACUGGACUUCCGAUUACCUAGCAAUCUCCGAUCGAGAAUGUGGGAGAUGAGGGUUGUCCAGUUAGAUUUCGAGCAGCGUGCACCUACCGGCUGCCUCCAAUACUUCCAAGGUUCUAACGGCACCUUGAAAACAUUCAACUUCUUGUCGAACGGAAGAUUUCUGGCCGAUCAAGACUAUCUAAUGUGUAUUCGUCAAGAGAGAGAGAUGUGCGGAAUCUCCUAUACACCCUGUUCACCCGAUUCCUUUCGGAUCGGCCCUCCUAGGAUGCUGUUGACGAACAAUACGAAUUUGAACGGAUCGUCGAUCGACGAGGGUCCUAAUGCAAACUCGACUACUCGUAAUACGACCGUCGCAGAAUCUACGAAUGGAACGGAUAUCGAGGGAUCUGGAUCGAAUCCGAUGGAAGAAGGUGGAACCUCUAUGAACAUGAGUAAUACCAUGGAACAGGAAGUCGGUUCGUCGAAUGGAGCGGUUUAUGGACAGGAACGUUGCCGAGACAGGGUGCUCAUCCCCUGCGACUUCGAGGAAUUUAUCACGCCUGGCAACAACGAGGCCGGAAUUUGCAACCUUGAACACUGCGGCAACUCUCUGUGCGAUCGAAACGAGCUGGACGAAGAAGGUAACUGCCGCGUGGAGACCUGGGCAACGCCCUUUCGUAUUAGGGUGGCUUUCGGUCCUGGACAGGACACGGGAACCACUCUCGAGGACAAUAUUGGCAUGUGUCUCGUGUACGAGCAACUACCCUGCGUUGUCUGAAUGGCCUUG